CUCCUACAAACUCAGCUCGGGGACCCCGCAUGGCUUCACAUCAAAGCCGUCGACAAAGAAACUAACACCAUAGCAGCAUGGGCAAGCUGGGUCACAGUUUCUGAGACUGUAAAAGUGGGGGAAGAGUAUGCUAAAAGGUUGGAUGGCUACGUGCAGCAAGAAGUAGAUAAGAUGUUAGUGGAGUGGACGAAAGGGGAGAGGUAUAUGAGAUGUAAGGCUUGCUUUGUGUUGCCUGAGUUUCAGGGACAGGGGAUGGGGAAGGCGUUGGUGGGGUGCGAGAAUGAUAUUGCGGAUAGAAAGCGUUUGCCCAUUUUUUUGUUGGCUAGUCCUGUUGGAUUUCCGCUUUAUCGGAAGUAUGGGUUUCAGACUCUACAAGAUUUGGAUAUUGAUCUGAGGGAGUGGGUUAAGGAGGACUCGGACCACAAGGUGUAUGGGAAUUAUCGGUUUCGGUUUAUGGUUAAAUUGCCCUCAGUGCGUUGA
Molecule: messenger RNA, 480 nt
Organism: Hyaloscypha bicolor E
Lineage: Eukaryota; Fungi; Ascomycota; Leotiomycetes; Helotiales; Hyaloscyphaceae
Exons: 2
Molecular function (GO): acyltransferase activity, transferring groups other than amino-acyl groups
Source: RefSeq, a predicted model, not a curated record